Messenger RNA from Meloidogyne enterolobii, 1203 nucleotides. The record is from the annotation of a GenBank genome assembly. Lineage: Eukaryota; Metazoa; Nematoda; Chromadorea; Rhabditida; Meloidogynidae.
AUGGAUUCACAUCAAAGUGGCGUUAAGAAUGUAUUAAAGGAUUGGCCGGAAAAAUACAGAGAUAUUUAUGCUCGUGUUUUGCAUGGUGUUUCCUCUGAGUACCCAGGUGUGGCUUGGUCAAGAUAUGAAGAAUUUACUUAUUUGAUUCCUAGAUUCGACACUCAUAAUGGUCUUAGUCCUGGUCACAACGUUAGAUUCUUAGUGAAGGUUGAUCCUGUUGGUGAUAAAGAUUUUACAGUCAAAUUUUUCAAAGUGAAUUGUGUUUUAUCCGAUGAAUUUCCUCAACGAUGCUUUAGUAAGGAACUCGGAGAAGUUUUUCUCCCACCUCGAGGUUUAAACGCUACUCCAAUUCCAAAUGUGGUAUAUGAGGCAUUCGUCGAUUGCAAACUAUUUAUCCGAAAUGAUGAUGGUUCAAGAGUUAGUGCAGCCACUCAAGUUGAAAUUCGUCCUGAAUUGGUCAAACUUAUCCGUGUUAAACCACUGCAAAGCAAAUUGUACGGCGAGCGUCGUCUCAUCCCUCCUCUGUUUCGUCCCCGUUCAUCCUUUCGACAACGGAUUUGUUCUGUGGGACGAAACAACGAUUUUUUCGUGUUGACAAAAUGCCUUUUAUUCAGGUACAGUGAGCAUGUCGACAUUCUUCGAAUUUGUCCAUGGAAUACAAAAAAAGUUGAGAGUGGAGAAAUUAAACCGCAACUUAUUUAUUGGGACUAUGGAGAAGAAGGAAUUGUUCAUUUUUAUAAACAAAACCAAAACAAACCUCCUUUUCCGACAAGAGCGCUUUCAAAAGUUCGCCUUUGGUACUUUGAAAACAACCGUGUUAUUCGUGCACGUUGGCCAAGGACUCAAGUCAAAAUUACUUUGGGAAUGGAGAGAAUGAUUUGGGAAAGUAUUUCAGUUGAUAUCCGUUUACGUUAUCCUCCAUUAAAUGAAGGGCAAUUUUUCUUUGGUUGGAUUAUUUAUAAUGGUAAUUUUAUAUUUAAAAAUUGUAAUUUAAGAUUUUUAGAAUUCAUUUCGUGUUAUUAUGUUCAGAAUUAUCGUUUAUCGAAGGAAGGAGAGGCUACACAAAGUCAACUAGAGAAACGGAUUGUUAUUGAUAGCGGAAAUCCAGUAAAUGAGGUUGGGGUGUUUUGUUUUUAUAUGCCCUUAUUACUCAUGAACAUUACUGUUUCUUUCCAUUUAAAACUUCCUUUGCAUAGAAAAUAA